GUCCCGGAGGUCCAACGAGCCUCGCUACGCAGGCACUGUGCGUCGCACGCGCUGCUGCUGUCGCCAGUCGCCGCGGCCUGUGGAAGCUCCGAUCUCCGCUUCGGCCGCCGCCUCAGACCCGGCCCCGCCAUGUAUCCGGCCUGGGGCCUGUACGGUGCGGCGGGGCACUACCCGCCGCCCCCCACCUCGAUACCGCCCCCGCCGCUACCCGUCCCCCCGCCCGUGAUGCCCCCCUCCGUCCCGCCGCCGAACUACCCGCCCCCGGGCCCAGGUGUGGCCCCCGCGCCCGGCGCCUCGGGCUUCCUGAGCCUGCAGGAGCAGCACCUGGCCCAGCUGCAGCAGCUGCAGCAAAUGCACCAGAAGCAGAUGCAGUCGGUACUUCUGGGGGUUCCCCCGCCCGGGCCGCCGCCCCCGGGCCUGCCCCCUCCGCCUCUCCCCGGCUCCUUCACCGACUGGCCGCCGCCGCCAGUGCCUCCCCCCGUCCGCAGCUACCAGAAGCAAUUCAAGCACCGCGAGCCGCCCCCGCCGCCCCCACCCCGGGACCCCCAGGUCUGCAAGCCCCCGGCGCCCCCCUUGCCCCGAGAGCAUGAAACCCUCCAGCCGUCUCAGCCCCACAGCGACUGGGAGCACCUGCCUUCUUCCCCAGUGCCCAUGGACAUGGAGCUGUCCUCUCCGCCACAGUCGCCCCCGCCGCCUGAGCAGGCCUAUCCACCCCCUUCGCAGGCCUAUAUCCCCCCAGCCCAGUCUGAACCCUAUAUUCCCCCAGCCCAGCCACCCCCUUCCCAGUCCCCUCCGCCCCAGUCUUAUUUGUCCCAUUCUCAGCUCUCCCAGCCACCACCACCGUCCUAUUUAGAGCCCCCUCCACCAACUGCCCCUCAAUCCUAUUUACCCUCCUCCCAAUCCUAUCAGACACAUUCUCAAUCUUACUUGUCCCCUUCCCAAUCAUCCCUUUCCCAACCAGCACAGUCUAGUUUGACACCAUCCCUUUCUCAGUCUAAAUCUCACUUUGCUGCAUCCCAGUCAUCCUUGCCCCCUUCCACUCCUGCUCAGCAAGAGGCAGUGCAGAGUGCUGCUAAGGACACCAGUGACAGUUCUGACCAGCACAGCACCCCACAGCCAGACCCUUCCACUAUGACCCCCCAGGAACAGCAACAGUACUGGUACCAGCAACACUUGCUAAGUCUGCAGCAGAGGGCAAAAGCACAUGCACAGGGACAGCAGCAACCGAAGGGUCCAGGAAUAAUGGUGAAGGAUGCACCUGAGCAGAGAAUACAGCAAGAAGAAGGGAAAGUGACUGCUCCUAAUCAGCAGUCUGACCCGCCUUUACUUAACGAGCCCCUCAUACCAGCUUCCAAAAAAGAGGAGCCUCCUGUCUCAUCUACUGAACCUAAGCUGAAUAUUGAACCUCCUGAGGACUCUGAGGAAGAUUUGAGAUUGCAGCAGUUGCAGGUGGCAGCAGCUCAGUGGCAGCAGCAUCCACACCAUCGAGUUGGCUUUCAGUAUCAGAGAAUAAUGCAGAAGCAUGCCCAACUGCAACAGAUCCUACAGAAGUACCAGCAGAUUAUACAACAGCCACCACCCCCACAGACAAUGUCAGUGGAUAUGCAGCUGCAGCAUUAUGAAACGCAGCAGAAACAGUUUCAACAACUUCACAAAGAGUGGGAGCGUGAAUUCCAAGGAUGGCAGGAUCAACUUCAGACCUAUCCUCACAAAGAUCAGCUUCAGGAGUAUGAGAAACAGUGGAAAACAUGGCAGGGACAGAUGAAAGCUACUCAGUCCCAUCUGCAGGAGAAAGUGAACUCACUUCGAAACAUGAAGAAUCAAUACACUGGGAAUGUUGCAUUGCCACCUCCUUUUGUUCCAUGCUCUCAAACCUCUCAAGGAGGCAUGCCUGUUAUGCCUCCAUCUUUGCCUUCAGCCACCCCUCCGCAGGUUCCCCCACCUCUGUCUUCUGAUCCUCAGUUGUCUAACUCAUCUGAACCCCCAACGUCCAGUCUUCAGGUUUUCCAGUCCGCUAAGACAACCAGGCCAGCUCUUCUUCCUAUUCCUGAUUCUUUUGUAUUUAAACUACUUGGCUCAUCUGCAACUUUACCUUGUCAUUCUGAAAUAACUACAUCUGGUGACUCUUCAGACCAAGGAAACUGUCAAGUUCAUCUGGAUAAGCAAGCUGUACCAUUUGUUUCUGUCUCAUCUGAACCAGCAUCUGGAGAACUGAAAACCUCUACUCCAAUAUCUUCAACCUAUGUACCCCCCACCUCCAGCGUUCAAGAUAAACCAGUGAGAUCAGGUGGAUUGCUUCCAGACCCACCCAGAGGCACAUACUUCGAAGGACCAAGAGGUCCUAGGUUUGAUGGACUUCGGGGAAGAGGCUUUGACAGAUUUGAAGGGCCAAGACAGAGAGGACCUCGUUUUGAAGGCCAGCACUUGGAAGGGCCAAGGCCAAGAUUUGAAGGUCAGAAUUCAGAUGGACAGUCUUCAAGCAAAUGGGGGACUGUCCCCCGGGGGCCAGCAGCACAGUUUUAUACUUCCCCAAGUACAUCACAGAUGCACAGUUCCCGACCAAGCGGGUCACAGUGGAGGGGGCCCAAACCUCAACAGCAAUCUCAAGCAGAGUCCCGAACAGAAAACAGAGAUGCUUUUGUUGAUGUGGCUGUCAACCAGGAGUUGGCAAAUAGAACUCAGUCUACGCCAAUUGCCUUUGAUACAGAUGCAAAGAAUUCUGGUCCAGUUCAGCCAGCUGAGGACCUGACAAAAGCUCAGCAGGAGCCACCCAAAGCUAAAGUCAAAAAAAUUAUUCCUCGGCCUAAAAAGUGGACUUGGAGUUCUCAGGAUCCUGCGCAGCAAUUAGAAGAGACAAAACAAACUACUCAACCUCCAUCCAUUCAGAAUCAAAAACCAACACCACUUCCCAGUACACCUGUAACUGUGCAGUCUACUAUUCCUCCGAGAACAGGAGGAACAGCAGCCUUACCUCCAUCCCCUGUAACAGGAAAUAAAGACUUGAAAUCUACAGAUAGUAAAUUGCCCCUUUCAGAAAAUAGCCAGGGUAAAGGACUACCUGGAUCAGAAAAUAAUCAGGGUAUAGGUCUGGUUCAGCCAGAAGAUAACAGAGGCAAUGGACUAGUAAGCAGAGGCAGGGGUCAGGGCAGGCUGGACGACGGCCGAGGCAGAGGACAGGGCAGGCUGGACGACGGCCGAGGCAGGGGUCAGGGCAGGCUGGACGACGGCCGAGGCAGGGGUCAGGGCAGGCUGGACGACGGCCGAGGCAGGGGUCAGGGCAGGCUGGACGACGGCCGAGGCAGGGGUCAGGGCAGGCUGGACGACGGCCGAGGCAGGGGUCAGGGCAGGCUGGACGACGGCCGAGGCAGGGGUCAGGGCAGGCUGGACGACGGCCGAGGCAGAGGGCAGGGCAGGCUGGACGACGGCCGAGGCAGAGGGCAGGGCAGGCUGGACGACGGCCGAGGCAGGGGGCAGGGCAGGCUGGACGACGGCCGAGGCAGGGGGCAGGGCAGGCUGGACGACGGCCGAGGCAGGGGGCAGGGCAGGCUGGACGACGGCCGAGGCAGGGGGCAGGGCAGGCUGGACGACGGCCUCGACAGGGGGCAGGGCAGGCUGGAUGACUGCCGAGGCAGGGGGCUAACAAACAGAGGCAGAGGAUUGCCCAGACAGGCAGCCACCCGAGGCCGGGGGAUGAUCCAGAGAGUGAGCAACCGGGAGGAGCAGCUGGAUAGGCGGUCAGGUAGCAGGGAGAAGUUGCCAGAUGGGCAGUCAGGCAGCUGGGAGAUGGGGCCAGUUGGGCGGUCAGGCAGCCGGGAGAGAGGGUUGUCUGGCCGAGACAAGGAACCAGCUGGCUGGGCAGACAGCAGGGAUAGGGGGCAGUCAGGAAGCUGGGAGAGGGGCCCCGUCAUGCGGGCUGGAAGCCGGGAGAGAGGUCCUAUCAUACGGGCUGAAAGCUGGGAGAGGGGUCCUGGCAGGCGGGCAGGAAGUCGGGAGAGGGGUUCUGUCAGGCGAUCAGGUAGCCGGGAGAGGGAAAUGGGCAGGCCUGAAACAGGCAGUAUUGAUAAACCAAUCCGCCUAGGAGACAACUCUGAGAAAUUAUCUCUGUAUCAUCGAGAGGAACCAACCAGGGCUCCCUGGAGUCACGAAGAGGAGAGAAUGCAAGAGGAACCUUCAUUAAAUAGACGAGAUUCCCAUCCUUUAGAGCGCGAACAAUUGGAUGAUUGGGAAAGAGAUCGAUAUUGGAGAGAGCAUGACACAGAUAUUCAGGAUGAUCAUGUGGAUCCAUAUGAUAGAGAUGACAGGUUACCACUCCGUCUUUCAUUGCCUCCACUAUCACCUCUUCCUCCUCUCCCUCCUUUGUCUUCUGAUCUUGACAGACGAGACACUUGGUGGGAUGAUUGGGAAAGGCCAAGGGAGAGGGAGCUGGAUAGAGAUCUGGACAGGAUUGGAAGACCCUUGGAUGUUUAUGAUCGGGAAUUAGAUAGAGAAUGGGACAGAGAUUAUUUGAGACCUCUGGAUGACAGAGAUACACCGAGUCAUGACCUGGACAUUCCUCCUCUUCCACCUUUGCCACCACUUCCACCUCUGGACAGGUACCAUGAGGACCGGUGGAGGGAGGAAAGAGAUAGGGAUCUCUAUGACAGAGACCUCCGAGACAGAGGAGAGUUGAGGAUCCGAGAGUAUCCAGAGAGGCAUGAUACGUCAAGGGAGAAGCGAGAUUACCUUCCUGAAAGGACUGACUGGGAGAGGGAACGGUUGUCAGAUAGAUGGUAUCCUGAUGAAGCAGACAGACUACGACCUUUGGGGGAUCAGCUUGAUCCACCCCUUCCACCACCACGUUCAUCUGACAUGCUGGGAGCAGAGCCAAACCUGGACCCUGAACAGUCACUUGGAGGGGUAAUGGUCCUUAGUCAAAGGCAGCAUGAAAUAAUCCUGAAGGCUGCCCAGGAGCUGAAAAUGCUUCGGGAACAAAAAGAACAGCUGCAGAAGUUGAAAGAGUUUGUGCCUGAUCCCCACAUGCCCCAACUCUCAUCACAGGAAACUUCUAGAUCACAAACCACAACUACAAGGCCACGUGCCUUUCAGGCAUCUUCUCAGCUGCCACCUGAGACACCAAUAGAAUCUCAGCCUAUCAAACCUUCUCCUGCUGUUAUUAUAAAGCCACCAGUGUUGUUCAGGCAGCCCACCCUGGUGACGAGGCCAGGUGCCCCGGUGACAAGGCCAGGUGCUCCGAUUCCGGCUUCAGCUACAACCUCAAGUCAGGCUCCUGCAAUAAAGCCAACAUCUGGUGCUGUGAAACAGGAACGUUGGGAUGAGGAUUCUUUUCAUGGACUCUGGGAUACCAGUGAAGAUAAAGGAGCAAAUUUGGAGUAUGCAUUAUGUAAACCAGAAUCAGUGCUGCCACAUACAGUGUCAUCUUCUGGGAAAAUACCUCCUCCAGGUCAUACUCCCAUUCCAUCAUCUGUACCAUCAUCAAUUCCUAAACCACCUCUAAUUCAACAGACUGUGGACUAUGGCCAUGGGCGGGAUAUAACCACCAGUAAAGUUGAACAAAUUCCCUAUGGGGAGAGAAUAACUCUGCGUCCAGAACCUUUGCCUGAGAGACAGCCAUUUCCAAAAGAACAUCCAGGCCAGCGGGAUCGUUACAACAGAGAGAGGGAUCGUGAGUCUUACUUUGAGCGUCAAGGCAAUGCAAACACAGAUUACCGAGAUUUUAAAAGGGAGCGGGAACUGCACAGAGACCGAGGCUCAGGAGACUAUGAUCGAGAGAGGUUUGAGAAAGAACGCCAUCUUCGAGAGGACAGGGCACCUCCAACUGGACCGUCAAGGACUCAGUCUUACCGUGACAAGAAAGACCAUCCUUCCUCAAGGCGAGGGGGCUUUGAAAGACCGUCAUACGAACGAAAGCCUGAUCGCCCGACCUAUGAUCAUGGACCUUCCAUGUUUGGAGGUGAUCGGAGAAAUUACCCUGAGGAGAGGAUGCCUAUUUCUGCUCCAUCAGUACCGCGCCAGCCACCCCCUGCUCCCCGGGUAGAGAGGAAACCAGAGUCUAAGAACGUGGAUGAUAUUUUGAAGCCACCAGGACGGGACAGCAGGCCAGAAAGGAUUGUCAUCAUAAUGAGAGGAUUGCCUGGCAGUGGAAAGACACAUGUAGCAAAACUCAUCCGGGACAAAGAGGUGGAGUGUGGAGGACCGGCACCCAGAGUUCUCAGCCUGGAUGACUAUUUCAUCACCGAAGUGGAGAAAGAGGAGAGAGACCCAGAUACAGGAAAAAAAGUGAAAAAGAAGGUGAUGGAGUAUGAGUAUGAAGCUGAUAUGGAAGAGACCUACCGCACCAGUAUGUUUAAAACUUUCAAAAAGACCUUGGAUGAUGGCUUCUUCCCUUUCAUUAUCCUGGAUGCCAUCAAUGACAGGGUGCGCCAUUUUGAGCAGUUCUGGAGUGCAGCGAAAACCAAGGGCUUUGAGGUGUAUUUAGCUGAGAUGAGUGCAGAUAACCAGACUUGUUCCAAGAGGAAUAUCCAUGGACGCAAGCUAAAGGAGAUCAAUAGGAUGUCUGAUCACUGGGAGACUGCACCACGUCACAUGAUGCGCUUGGACAUUCGUUCUUUGUUGCAGGAUGCUGCUAUUGAAGAGGUGGAGAUGGAGGAUUUUGAUGCUAAUAUUGAAGAUCAGAAAGAAGAAUCCAAGAAAGAUACAGCAGAGGAAGAAGAAAGCGAACUGGGUUACAUUCCGAAAAGCAAAUGGGAGAUGGACACUUCUGAGGCAAAGCUAGACAAGCUGGAUGGCUUGCGGACAGGCACAAAGAGGAAACGUGAUUGGGAAGCAAUUGCCAGUAGGAUGGAGGAUUAUCUUCAGCUUCCAGAUGACUAUGAUACACGUGCUUCUGAACCUGGCAAGAAGAGGGUGAGGUGGGCAGACCUAGAAGAAAAGAAGGAUGCAGACAGGAAGAGGGCCAUUGGUUUUGUGGUUGGACAAACGGAUUGGGAAAAGAUCACAGAUGAAAGUGGUCAUCUUGCUGAGAGAGCCCUCAACCGCACCAAAUAUAUCUGAGACAAUUAUUAUAUGGAAUUUUUGUAUCUUUAAGGCCAUUUACUUUGAGGAGAACUGAACCCAGCGUGGCAUGAGCAUCCUGCAUGGAUCAUGUCACUACCAUCUUCACAGAUUAUUUUUGUUUCUUUUGUUGUUUUAGUUUCUGAAAGUUCCUUGAAAUAUUGGCACAUGAUAACCAGUGUCCCCAAAAGACAUACAAUUCCGCUGCACCUAAGCGAGAGUUUUCAUUUUAAUAUUUUUUGGAGGGGAGGGAGGGUCAGUAGUUUUAGCUGCUAUGCGUGGGGUAGGGUGGAAAAAUUAGGCAGAGAAUGUUUCCUCCACUGUAUUGUAACAGAAUGUCUGUAUCACCUUUGCUUUGUGGCCAUUCUCGUUUUAUACUGUACGUACCUUGUAGCUUAUUGUACUAGGAAGCAGAACAAUAAACUUUCACUAUAAACCCAGUGAGUUUGGUGGGCCAUACA
Messenger RNA from Caretta caretta (loggerhead turtle), 7511 nucleotides. RefSeq names its product YLP motif containing 1 (gene YLPM1). Gene Ontology annotation, cellular component: nucleus. The record is from RefSeq and is a predicted model, not a curated record. Gene Ontology annotation, biological process: regulation of telomere maintenance. Lineage: Eukaryota; Metazoa; Chordata; Testudines; Cheloniidae.